UGAAACUCAAACUGUUAAACUUAAACCCCUCAUUUCAUUCAGUUCUUGGCUACCCAGUUUCCAUUUCUACAACUCUGCCGUUUUCUUUUCUUGCUUAUUCUUCUCAAAUCAAAGGUACCAUUUUCUCUCUCCUCCAUUUUCCUUCUUCCUUUCUAAACUCAUCUCUCAUUUCAUCAUUUCCCACCAUUUUUAUAGCUCUUCAUCAAUGGCGACUUUGAGGACAAUCGGAGGCAAAUGCAGAGCUUUAAUGGCGGCCGCAAAGGCCUCCACUGCUGCUUCCGUUGAAUCUUCAGCUACCAAGACUACUGCUGCUAAAAAAUCGAAGCCCGUUUCUGCUGCUAACGCUACUAGGGGUAUUUUGAAGCCUGUUCCUGUUUCUCCUACUCUCAGUCAAUUCAUUGGUUCUAACGAAGCUUCUAGAACUGAAGUUGUUAAGAAGAUUUGGGAUUACAUCAAGCUUCACAAUCUUCAGAAUCCUGAGAAUAAGAAGGAAAUAAUAUGUGAUGAGAAGCUGAAAGUGUUGUUUAGCGGGAAGGAUAGAGUCGGUUUCCUGGAGAUUGCAAAAUUGCUGUCUGUGCACUUUGUUAAGACCGCUUGACUGCUUGACCAUGCCUACGGAUGGAGGAAAGACAUUGAUGAAAUAUGCUAGGUUUUUAAGUUUUAGGGGGUUGAUAAUGGAGCCUGUAAUGUAGGUUUUUGUGCAUCGCUUUAGUUGUCCAGUUUGAUGUACUAGAUUGCGCUUUUAUUCCACAUUUCAAUCCAAAUGGCUUAACUUUUGAAUGAAUUGUGUAAUAUGCAAGCUUAAGCAACUUGAUCGCCUUUGGAAAUCCUCUUGAAUGUAUGCAAGUCUGGGUGUAUAUUAAAUACUACUAUGUGUUUGCUAAA
Molecule: messenger RNA, 885 nt
Organism: Chenopodium quinoa (quinoa)
Lineage: Eukaryota; Viridiplantae; Streptophyta; Magnoliopsida; Caryophyllales; Amaranthaceae
Product: upstream activation factor subunit UAF30-like
Exons: 2
Coding region: 206-598 (130 amino acids)
Cellular component (GO): nucleus
Source: RefSeq, a predicted model, not a curated record